Myotis lucifugus (little brown bat) is the source of this 2622-nucleotide messenger RNA. Its product is annotated as collagenase 3. Gene Ontology annotation, biological process: collagen catabolic process; proteolysis; extracellular matrix organization. The transcript has 10 exons. Gene Ontology annotation, molecular function: zinc ion binding; metalloendopeptidase activity. Gene Ontology annotation, cellular component: extracellular matrix. NCBI's taxonomy places the organism in Eukaryota, Metazoa, Chordata, Mammalia, Chiroptera, Vespertilionidae. The record is from RefSeq and is a predicted model, not a curated record. Bases 42 to 1457 code for a protein of 471 amino acids.
GUCUAUGGAAAGACAGCAGCCUGCAGGCACAGCCAUUCAAGAUGCACUCAGGUGUCCUGGCUGCCUUCCUCUUCUUGAGCUGGACUCCUUGUUGGUCCCUGCCCCUUCCCAAUGAUGAGGAUGACGACGAUCGGUCUGAGGAAGACUUCCAAUAUGCAGAGCGCUACCUCAGAUCAUACUACCAUCCCCUGAACCCCGCUGGCAUCCUGAAGAAGACCGCAGCAAGCUCCAUGGUUGACAGGCUUCGAGAAAUGCAGUCUUUUUUUGGCUUGGAGGUGACUGGCAAACUUGACGAUAAGACCUUAGACAUCAUGAAAAAACCAAGAUGUGGGGUCCCUGAUGUGGGUGAAUACAAUGUUUUCCCUAGAACUCUCAAAUGGUCCAAAAUGAACUUAACCUACAGAAUUGUGAAUUAUACCCCUGACAUGACUCAUUCUGAAGUGGAAAAGGCAUUCAAAAAAGCCUUCAAAGUUUGGUCUGAUGUGACACCUCUGAAUUUUACCAGACUUCACAAUGGCACUGCUGAUAUCAUGAUCUCUUUUGGAACUAAAGAGCAUGGUGACUUCUACCCUUUUGAUGGCCCCUCUGGUCUGCUGGCUCAUGCUUUUCCUCCUGGGCCAAAUUACGGAGGAGAUGCCCAUUUUGAUGAUGAUGAAACUUGGACAAGUAGUUCCAAAGGCUACAACUUGUUUCUUGUUGCUGCCCAUGAGUUUGGCCACUCCUUAGGUCUCGACCACUCCAAGGACCCAGGAGCACUCAUGUUUCCUGUCUAUACCUACACUGGCAAAAGCCACUUCGUGCUUCCUGAUGACGAUACGCAAGGGAUCCAGUCUCUCUAUGGUCCAGGAGAUGAAGACCCCAACCCGAAACACCCCAAAACCCCGGACAAAUGUGAUCCCUCCUUAUCCCUCGAUGCCAUUACCAGUCUCCGAGGAGAAACAAUCAUCUUUAAAGACAGAUUCUUCUGGCGCCUGCAUCCUCAGCAGGUUGACGCGGAGCUGUUUCUAACAAAAUCCUUUUGGCCAGAACUUCCCAACCGUAUUGAUGCUGCAUAUGAGCAUCCCUCCCAUGACCUUAUCUUCAUCUUUAGAGGCAGAAAAUAUUGGGCUCUUAAUGGCUAUGACAUUCUGGAAGGUUAUCCCAAAAAGAUAUCUGAACUAGGAUUUCCAAAAGAGGUUAAAAAGAUAAGCGCAGCUGUUCACUUCGAGGACACAGGAAAGACCCUCUUCUUCUCAGGAAACCAGGUCUGGAGCUAUGAUGAUACUAACCAUCUGAUGGAUAAAGACUACCCCAGACUAAUAGAAGAGGACUUCCCAGGAAUCGGUGAUAAUGUAGAUGCUGUCUACGAGAAAAAUGGUUAUAUCUAUUUUUUCAACGGACCCAUACAGUUUGAAUACAGCAUCUGGACUAACCGUGUUGUUCGGGUCAUGCCAGCAAAUUCCCUAUUGUGGUGUUAAGUGACUUUUAAAUGUUGUUAUUUAAAUCCUGAAGAACAUUUGGGAUAAGGAUUCAAGGAUCUGGGAAGGAGGGAGUGGGGGAGGGGCAGAUAUCAGGGAAAGCUUCGUUCUGUGAACAAGCUUUAGUAAGUUAUCUUUGACUAUAUAAUAUCUAUAUGGCUAUGCGUGGCUGGAACCACAUUGAAUUUUAAAGUAAUAAAAUUCAAUUUCUCUAAGGAUCAUUUAAUUUCUGUGUCCUAUAUAGAAGCAAUAACUGACAAUAUUUCCCAACAUUAAAAAAUGAAACAUAAAUGGUUUGUCAAGGAGAGUUAGCAUAAUUUUUAAUAUAUUUAUAAGGAAAUUUUGCAAAGGCAUAAGUAUAUCACAUUUAUAUAAUUAAUAAGUCAUCUUUGUCAAAAAAUAUAAAAUAGUAUAAAAUAGAAUUUGGGGGGUACCAUAUGGUAGCUAUAGAAAAAUAAAGGGAAGUGUCUGUAAUAAAUAUAUUGUAAACAACUUUGCAAAGAUAUAAUAUGGGUUUUGCAUUGAAGGAUUUGGGUGUAUAUGUACCUUUUCAUACAGACACUAAAGCCACAUCAACGUCACUAAAGGUAGGAGACAGAGACUAAUAGUGAGGACAGUAGAUGAGGCCUUUGGAUUCUGUUUAAUUUUACUUUUAACAAUGACUCAAUGGCUACUUUCAAAGAACACAAAUAUCUCUUUGCUUAUUUAUAGAAGAUAAAGAGGAACAAUCUCUCUGUAUUCAAAUAUUUCAGGUCUUUCAAAAAAAUCAAAGUAAAGUAUUAAAAUUGUUAUAAAAAUUAUCUAAGAUAAUUUCUCAUAAAAUUGUUGGAUUAAGAUUAAAAGUAGCAUUUUUACCCUAUUUUUAUCAAGACAAUUGUUUCAGUUGUCUAAUUUACCUUUGGUAUAUAGGCUAUCUUAUUUAUAGAUAUAGACAAAAUAUAUCUUAUAUAUAGAAAGGAGGUAUGUUAAAACAGAGACAUCAAGAUAAAGAAAAACAGUUUAAAUAGAUUGUGGUCCUCCUGAGGAUUUGCAACAAUGUCUUUUUCUCUCCCUUUAAAACAAAUUCCUCAGUACUUUUUACAGUGCCUGGCACUUGGCAUUUAUUGAAUAUAUGAAUGUCCAUCGAGGGGUCUGAGAGAUCUUGUUUAUAAAAACUCAGGCAAAG